Molecule: messenger RNA, 860 nt
Organism: Saccostrea cuccullata (small rock oyster)
Lineage: Eukaryota; Metazoa; Mollusca; Bivalvia; Ostreida; Ostreidae
Exons: 3
Coding region: 4-852 (282 amino acids)
Source: RefSeq, a predicted model, not a curated record
AGUAUGACAUGUAGGUGUGCUGCACAGGCUUGUCAUUUGGCUUUUGGAUGCAUCAGUUCCAAUGAGCUGUCUACAGAUGCUUUGAGUGAAGAAAAUGUCGUUUCCUCUAUAUCAGUUGAUACAACUAAUGAACAAGAAAAUAUAAGAAAACCAGUGAUACCAAAAGAAGGAUCAUCAUCAACACUCCAUCUUUUGGUCACAGACAACAUUAUAUCAAAUGUCACAAAAGCAGAUAGCGCGAUUGGCUUUUUCUCUACUAUAGCCCUCCAGAAAAUACAUUUGACCGACAAUUUCUCUCAUGAAAAGAAACCGUAUGAUGCCUUCAAGUUUGCAAUAGAUAUUGGUGUGGCAUCGCUACUACUUUUAUUCUUCCUUGUGGUGUGCGCGUACUUUAUGAGAAAGGUAGUAAAAUGCUUGAGAUCUAAGAAGAACCAAUCAUCUCAACCAAGAAAGCCAAUUAGGGAAUCCGGUCAUUAUCAGAGUUUAGAGUCUGUUCCGCUCAUUAAUGCUAAUGAUGUUCUGUUUGAGGGUCUAGCUGAAGUAAAAAUUCAGUUCAAUCACGAGAGGAAAAACUAUACUGUCGAAUUUGAAACAAAAAGUGAAGUUAAAGAAGGAAGACCCGAAGAAGGAAGCAAGGAAUGUUGCUCACAUACAGGGAAUUUAACUAGUAUGGUGAAGGAUUGCAGAAAUCAUGUGACCGUUGAAAAUAAAAAGGCUAUAAUGCUGGUUCAAGGAAAUAUUGAAAAACAAUCGCCUCUCAUUGCUAAAACCGAUUAUAUUGAAAUGAAAUCAAAUAAUCGAGAAGGCGACAAUGGUGACCCGUAUCUGAGUGUUGUUCAAAAUGAUAAAUAGAAUCGGUG